CAAUCCUCGCGGGCUACUUGAACUGAGAGAAAGCGACCUCUCCAUGUCUCUGGGUAAAUGGACCGAGGCUAGCGCUCCCGGCUGCAGGUUGGUUAUAACUUCGAAACUCACGAAUAUGGCGACUUAAAAACACGUUCACCGUUUUACAGAUAUUUUACCACCGACUGAUGUUUUUGUGUUUUCGUCUGCUUUGUUUUAACUCUGCGUCUCCAAGUGUCGUUACCAUCUCGACAGCUUAGUUUUGAUUGAACACAUCUUGAACCUUCCUCAUCAAGGUAGCAGCUAAUGCUAACCUCGAGUUAACAGCACAUAAGUGAUCGCUUUGGAACAAAACUCGGCUUGAUCUUUUUUUUUUCCGCGUACAAGAGCACACAGCCGCUGUUGUAGCUCGGUAAGCAAACGCAGGCGGGUUGAACUGUUUGAGGGGGAAACAUGUCGGGAGCUAACAGAGGACAGGGGAGCGCGGCUAGUGAGUAUCACAACCAAGAGAAUGUGCUGUUGAGACUGAGAGGCUCGCUAAAACCAAGAACUUCUGCAAAUGAGAACCAAGAAAACCUUCCGCCGAAACAAGCAGCCGGCAGCAGAACCGUCCUGGGACCUCUGCAGACCAACCAGCGGAGCAAGAGCCUGAACCAGCGCGGCACCAAACAGGAGUCAUCACAGCAGUUGUCCUGCAAAAAUGAAGACUUCAGUAAAAGCUGCUAUGAGAAGCCCGCCAUCAAACAGCCUGCUUUCCAGAUCCAUGUGGAUGAGCCCGAUGGUGCCUGCACCAAGAAGCCACUACAGAUCGAAGCUGUCAAAGCAAAGUCGAUCGAAGCAGAGUCUCCCCUCGCAAUCAGCAAUGCCGUGGCACGGCUCCGACAGCCGCUGGCCACCAUAGAUAUUCCAUCAGCAAUGGAUGUCAGCUUUGACUCUCCCAUGGAUAUGUCCUUGGUUGAGGGGGAGGAGAAACCAGUUAAUGUAAAUGAGGUCCCAGAAUAUGCUGAAGAAAUCUACAAGUACUUGAGGGAGAUGGAGGUAAAAACCAGGCCGAAGGCAGGCUACAUGAAGAAGCAGCCUGACAUCACCAACAGCAUGAGGGCCAUUCUGGUUGACUGGCUGGUCGAGGUUGGAGAAGAGUACAAGCUACAGAACGAGACGCUUUAUCUGGCUGUAAACUACAUCGACCGCUUCCUCUCCUCAAUGUCAGUCCUGAGGGGGAAGCUUCAGCUGGUUGGGACUGCUGCAAUGCUGCUGGCUUCGAAAUUUGAAGAGAUCUACCCCCCUGAGGUGGCAGAGUUCGUUUACAUCACAGACGACACCUACACCAAGAAGCAGGUGUUAAGAAUGGAGCAUCUGGUGCUUAAAGUGCUCUCCUUUGAUCUGGCAGCACCAACCAUCAACCAGUUUCUCACACACUACUUCCUCCAGCAUUCUGUCAACAAACAGGUGGAAAGCCUGGCAAUGUACCUUGGGGAGCUCAGCCUGGUGGACUCUGAUCCCUUCUUAAAGUACCUGCCAUCACUGACUGCUGCUGCAGCUUAUGUUGUGGCCAACAACAUAGUGACUGGUGGCUCAUUGCCCAAGUCCUUGACAGAGAUGACUGGCUACUCCCUAGAAGAGCUGAUGCCGUGUGUCGAGGAUCUGCACAAACUUCACCUCAGUGCUGCUCAGCAUGCCCAGCAGUCUGUUCGGGAGAAGUACAAGGGCCCCAAGUAUCAUGAAGUUUCCCUCAUCGAGGCUCCAACUAAACUGACACUGAACUGACGUCUUCCCUCCCCUUAUACAUGUAGAGUUGUACCAGUCUUUUUUUUUUGUGUUUUUUUUUUUUGAUGUGGACCAGUUUCAGACAUCGCCUGCUCUUCUUAGAGUAGAGCUACAUGUUUUUUUGUUUGUUUUUUUUAAGGGUAUUUUUAAAUAAGCACAACAGACAAUACAGUUGGUUAAUCAAGCAGUUUUAAUUGACUUUUAAUCAGACAAAAUGGCAGUCUUAUCACACUCUGUAAACAUUCUGCUUUGGUCAACAGUGUCUUCAGCUCCUGUAGACCUCUGAAUGUAUUCAAACCCUGAGAACUUUUUCCCACUAUGGGUUCGUUGUUCUGAGCAGUUGUUGCUGGUUCACCUUGAGGCGAGACCUUUAACAAGACCUCAUGGGAUGUUUGAUUAAAGUGUUUUUGUCUGUCAUGGAGUCAGCUGUUUCAUUACAUUUGUGUAACCUAACAUGUUGUCAAGGCUUCUUCUGCACUGUAAAAUAUGGCUCUUGUAAAUAAAAUUUUCACUUAAAGUAA
Molecule: messenger RNA, 2267 nt
Organism: Acanthopagrus latus (yellowfin seabream)
Lineage: Eukaryota; Metazoa; Chordata; Actinopteri; Spariformes; Sparidae
Gene: ccna2
Product: cyclin A2
Exons: 8
Coding region: 433-1746 (437 amino acids)
Biological process (GO): mitotic cell cycle phase transition; regulation of cyclin-dependent protein serine/threonine kinase activity
Cellular component (GO): cytoplasm; nucleus; cyclin A2-CDK2 complex
Molecular function (GO): cyclin-dependent protein serine/threonine kinase regulator activity
Source: RefSeq, a predicted model, not a curated record